Molecule: messenger RNA, 776 nt
Organism: Selaginella moellendorffii
Lineage: Eukaryota; Viridiplantae; Streptophyta; Lycopodiopsida; Selaginellales; Selaginellaceae
Exons: 5
Coding region: 173-631 (152 amino acids)
Source: RefSeq, a predicted model, not a curated record
AUGGACUUCGUCUUCCCCAGUAACCUCCAGCACGUUGCAAAGUACAUGCUCACGACGAGAUGAUCAUCGCAGGGUGGCAGACCAAGUUCGGACAAGAUUGACAAGAACUCGGGACACGAGAAGAAAACCGCGGCUACACCAGUUGUCUUGGACGGUCUAGGGUUUUGGGGGGAUGGCGUCACUGUGCUGGACGAAUGUGGUGCGCAGGCUGUGCAUCAUGCUGAAUGGGAGGAUCGCAGAGAUUUUUCGACGCUUCAACAUCACAGGCGACCUCAAGGCAGCAGUCCUUCAUCUCAUGGAGAGCAGCGGCAAGGACGAGGAUCCAAUUCUGGUAAUAGUGUGGAAUCCUGCCGAGCUUCAAAGGAUUGCUGGGCCAAAGCAGGGUAAGGCACAAAUCCUACAGGCUUUCUCGAAUGCCGCCGGAUGCAGUCGAUUACCAGCUGGGUACCCCUGCGAGGAUCAAGUCUUUUGCUUUCGGUCCUUGGGAGACUUGUUCGCUCUGAAGACAACCUUGGUGACACAAUACCAGUGGUGUUAUGGGAAUUAUCCAAAUCCCGUGGCAACUACGCUUCUGAUCACUGAUCUAAGGAAGGUUGUGCCGACUGUGGACUCCUUCCCGAUGUUCUACUGAACCCAAGGCUUUAUCCCACGCAGCUGAUCGCCCAAACUGUUUUCCGUUUCGGGUGGACGACUUAACGAACUCGCAGCUCUCGUCCAUGGAUGCGUUUUACUUCACUCGGCCAGUCCAAGUGACAAACAAGGAGCUUUUCUUCUCA